UGUGUCAAAUUUUAACCUAACCUAACCAAAAUAAACAAAAUGCCUCUACCAGCUGCUUUACAAGCGAAAUUAUCAAAAAGAGGACUCAUACUAGAAACCCCAUCAUUAGAAAAAGAUACUCAUAAUGAUUACAAAGGUUUCAUAACAUGUCCCAACAAAUCCAAUCAAUACCAUCAAUGUACAAAUUGGUGUCAAGUUCAUUGGAAAGGUAUUCCAACACCGGAUCCACACUACGCUCGAUGUGCUCGUCGUUUAAUCGAAAAAUAUCCACUACCGAGUAAUUGGACAGAUGUUUUCGAUAAAGGUUUAGGUCGAUAUUACUAUUGGAAUAUGGAAACCGAUAUGGUAUCGUGGUUACCGCCAAAACACCCCAAAUCAAAUCCAACGGACUGUGCUGCAAAACUCCGAAUGAAGUUGCACAAAGAAGAUGAAAUUGAAAAUUCGGAGAACGAUCGCGAUUUGGAUAGAAAGAAGGAUCGCGAUAGGUAUUAUCGGGAUAGGCGAGAGAGGGAUGAUCGGGAUAGGAAACACAAACACGAUGACAGGGAAAGGCCGUGGAGGAAAAGAAAUGAUGACUUAGAUCCUAUGGAUCCGUCCGCUUACAGUGAUAUUCCUAGAGGGACUUGGAGCGAUGGACUUGAACACAACAAAUCAAAAGCUGAUUCGACAGCAAGUGGAGCUUUAUAUCAACAAAGACCUUAUCCCUCACCUGGAGAAGUUUUAAGUGGAAAUAAAUUAAAAAAACGAAGAGAUUCAUAAAUUUAAUAAAAUUAUUUCUACUUUUUAAAUAUAUUUAUAUUACUUAUUCAAUAUAAUCUUUUCAUUUC
Molecule: messenger RNA, 827 nt
Organism: Onthophagus taurus
Lineage: Eukaryota; Metazoa; Arthropoda; Insecta; Coleoptera; Scarabaeidae
Gene: PQBP1
Product: Poly-glutamine tract binding protein 1
Biological process (GO): alternative mRNA splicing, via spliceosome
Cellular component (GO): cytoplasm; nuclear body
Molecular function (GO): ribonucleoprotein complex binding; protein binding
Source: RefSeq, a predicted model, not a curated record